AUGGAUCGGUCUCUCCCUUCAGCCAACAAGAUUCUAUAUAAGAAGUGGCAAUCAGACGAUAAGGAAAAGCAUUACAGGCACCUCAGAGAUGCUCGGCCAAUUGUUGAUAUUAAAACUCCUGGUAACUUCAGCCAUAUCAAAAAUAAAGCCAAGCGAGAUCAAUUAUUAGAAGGUUAAAUCUAUACAGAUCGCUUUACGGAGAUUGAAAGAGAAAACAGGAUUCUCCUUGAAAAAAUGCACAAUAUUUUUCAGACCAAAAAAUCUGUUGGCAUCAAAAAAAAUCAAAAAGGAUCAUUGAACUUUGGCUACAGAAAAAAGGUUAUGAAUCAAAUUAAUACAGAAAAUAGGCAGCUGCUGGCAAGGUUAAAAAAUAAAUCGUCAUGCUAUAGCGCAAGAGAGUGGGAAAAAGACAGAAAAAAUACAGAAAAAAGAUUAAGAAGUAUGGGAGAGUAUCCAUAUCUGAUAGGGAAUAGAGGAAACAGCUCUUUGAAGCCUCAUAGAAUUCCGCCUCCACCGUCUGGUAUCAGCUUAGUUUUCAAGCGAGAAAUUCCGAUCAGAGGAAGAUGGUUUGUAAUUGAGAUUUUUAAAAUGAGCUCUAUGGUAAAAAUAAAAGUUGAAGAUAUUGAGGAUGGUGAAACUUUUAGCUUGAAAUUAAGAUUAACUGACGCUUAUGAUAUUAUGGGCGGAGUUCCUAACUGGGAAGCCAUAAUUCGACAGCUUGACUUAGAAAACGGUGAGCUAGUGCUAUACCAGGCUCAAGAAAACUCAUUUUCUGGCUUUGGAUAUACAAAUAAGACAAUUGGACAUAUUGAUCUCGAGGACUUAUAUGGUUAA
Blepharisma stoltei is the source of this 834-nucleotide messenger RNA. NCBI's taxonomy places the organism in Eukaryota, Ciliophora, Heterotrichea, Heterotrichida, Blepharismidae. The record is from the annotation of a GenBank genome assembly.